AUGGCCCUGGCCACGACGGCUCCGGCCGCCAGCGUGUGGAAGCAAUUUGCAGGCUGGCGGGGCUGCCGGACGCUUCCGCUCCCUGCCGCCGGCCAGGUCGCAGGGCCCCACGGACACGGCAGUGCCCGGUGGCGGCUCCUCAUUAGCACAGGAUGCAGCACAAGGCUGCUGAGUAACAACAAGAUCACGGUGCUGGAGAACGGCUCCUUCUUCGGGCUGCGGGCUCUGGAGAAGCUGGACCUGAAGAACAACCUGAUCAGCACGGUCCAGCCGGGCGCCUUCCUCGGCCUCCCUGAGCUGAAACGUCUGGACCUCUCCAACAACCGCAUCGGCUGCCUGAGCGCCAGUGUCUUCCAGGGGCUCCCCAACCUCCUCAGGCUGAACAUGUCUGGGAACAUUUUCUCCAGCCUCCCGCCUGGUGUCUUCGAUGAGCUCCCCUCCCUGAAAGUCGUGGACUUUGCCACCGAGUACCUGACGUGCGACUGCAACCUGCGGUGGGUGCUGCCCUGGGCUCGCAACCGCUCGGCGCAGAUCUCGGAGCGGACGGCGUGCGUUUACCCCCGGCACCUCCACGCCUUCCCCCUGCGCAGUGCGCGGGAGAACCAGCUCCGUUGCGAUGGGGAUGGGGACGGACACUCGUGGCUGCAUGGCUUGCUGGUUUGCGGGUACCAAGUGCCAUGGGUGGGAUGCCAAGUGUGGGCCCCUCCUGUGCUUCGUGGUGUGUGUCCCCACGUGUCCAAGCUUGGGGGACCACUGCUGUGGGUUUGCUGUGGGCCAGACCCACUGUGCCAGCUUGUCCCCUCUGCCUGCAGCGAGCUCAUCCUCUCCAACAUCCACGUCUCUGCCAAUGGCGAGUGGGAGUGUUCCGUCUCCACCUCCCAGGGCAAUGUCAGCAAGAAGGUGGAGAUCGUGGUGCUGGAGACAUCCGCGUCCUACUGCCCUGCCGAGCGGGUCACCAACAACCGUGGCGACUUCAGGUGGCCCCGCACCCUGGCAGGCAUCACCGCCUACCAGCCCUGCCUGCAGUACCCCUUCGCCGCGGGGCCGGCUGGCGGGGGCUCGGCGGCGGAGAAGCAGGCAUGGCGGCGCUGCGACCGCGCCGGGCGCUGGGAAGAGGGCGACUACUCCCACUGCCUCUACACCAACGACAUCACCCGCGUCCUCUACACCUUCGUGCUGAUGCCCAUCAAUGCCUCCAACGCCCUGACCCUGGCUCACCAGCUCCGUGUCUACACAGCCGAGGCGGCCAACUUCUCGGACAUGGUUGAUGUCCUCUACGUGGCCCAGAUGAUAGAGAAGUUUAUUGGCUACGUGGACCAGAUCAAGCAGCUGACGGACGUGAUCGUGGAGAUGGCCAGCAACAUCAUGCUGGUGGACGACCACAUCCUGUGGAUGUCGCAGAAGGAGGAGAAGGCUUGCACCAGCAUCGUCCGCUCCCUGGAGAAGAUCGCUGCCCACACACUCAGCAGCAACUCCCAGCACAUGGCGGUGAACUCACGCAACAUCGCCUUCGAGGCAUACGUGGUGAAGCCCGAGAGCUACGUGGGGCUGAGCUGCGUGGCUUUCCAGCGGCGAGAUGGGGGUCCAGCUGGGCGUUCCCCCCCAGCUGAGCGGGGGGCCGAGCCCGUGCCCGACCAGCAGCUGAGGCUGCGCUGCACCACGGGGCGCCCCAAUGUCUCCCUGACCAGCUUCCACAUCAAGAACAGCAUCGCCCUGGCCUCCAUCCAGCUGCCGCCCAGCCUCUUCACCAGCCCUGUCCCAUCCACGCCACUGGCUGACUGCAAGCUCCAGCUGCUGGUCUUCCGCAAUGGCAAGCUCUUCUGCAGCACGGGCAACUCCUCCCGCUUGGCCGACGAUGGCAAGCGCCGCAGCGUGGCUACGCCGGUCAUCUACGCUGGGACCUAUGGCUGCGGAGUGGGAAACCUGUCAGAGCCAGUGGCCGUGUCGCUGCGGCACCCUGGGGAGGGUGCGGACCCGGUGGCUGCAUACUGGAACUUCGAGGUGCUGGGGGGCAUGGGGGGCUGGAGCGCCGAGGGGUGCCAGCUGGCCGCCCGGGAGCCCAACGUCACCUCCCUACACUGCCGGCACCUCAGCAACGUGGCUGUGCUCAUGGAGCUGAGCGGUUUCCCCAGCGAGGCGCGAGGCGCGGUGGAGGUGCUGCACCCGGCCAUGUACACCUGCACGGCUGUGCUGCUGCUCUGCCUCUUCACCACCAUCAUCACCUACAUCGUCAACCACGGCACCAUCCUCAUCCCGCGGAAAGGCUGGCACAUGCUGCUUAACCUCUGCUUCCACAUCGCCAUGACAGCUGCCAUCUUCGCGGGAGGCAUCACCCUCACUGGCUACCUGAUCGUCUGCCAAGCGGUCGGCAUCAUCUUGCACUACUCCUCCCUCUCCACCCUGCUGUGGAUGGCCGUGAAAGCCCGAGUGCUUUACAAGGAAGUGACCUGGAAGGCACCGCAGCAGCCGGACGGGGAAGCAUCCCAGCCGGCCCCCAGACCCAUGCUACGGUUCUACCUGAUCGCCGGCGGGAUCCCCCUCAUCAUCUGCGGGAUCACAGCAGCUGUCAACAUCCACAACUACCAUGACAACAACCCCUACUGCUGGCUGGUGUGGCGGCCCAGCUUAGGGGCUUUCUACGUCCCCGUGGCUUUCAUUUUGCUCGUUACCUGGAUUUAUUUUCUCUGCGCCGGGCUCAGCCUCCAGUGCCAACCGUCGCGCCGAAAAGACAUCCCCGAGCCGCUGGAGCCACCACCACGGCUGGGGGGUACCGGUGACCUCCUGACAGACUCCGGGUCCAUCUCGGUCACGCUGAACUCAGGGCCGCCCUGCCCCGAGGCGGAUGGCGUCUACUCUCUGCAGGUGCAAUUCUGGGCACUGGUGAUCACCCACGCCUUGUACAUCGCCCUGUGGACGUUCGGCGCCAUGGCCGUGUCCCAGCGCUGGUACCUGAACAUCGUCUUCAGCUGCCUCUACGGCGUCACCGCCGUGGUGCUGGGAUUCUUCAUCUUCAUCCACCACUGUGUCCGGCGCCGGGACGUCCUCAACUCCUGGUUCUCCUGCUGCCCCUCCUACAGGAAUGCGCUGCCCAUGCAGGCGUAUGUCCACCCUGGGCUGGUGCCAGAGGAUGGCUCGCAGGUCUUCAUCGGCUGCGACCCAGAGGCAGCUCACUCCGCUGCCUCCUCCUCCUCCUCGCCCAGCAGCGCCAGCUCGGCCGGGGGCCGCUGCAAGCUCACCAACCUGCAAGUAGCCCAGAGCCAGGCGGACACCCGCCCGGCCGCCUGCCCGGAGCCGGACCCCACUGAUGGCAAGAUCACCGGUGCCAGCAGGCACACCAGCAACCUCCACGGCCGCAGGAAUCACCGGGGCAGAACUAAACCCUGCCGGGACGGGAAGCACCACCGCUUGAAAAUGCUGCGGGGCCCCUCCUCAGAGCAUCCCUCCAGCGAGAGCGGGAGCAUCCACAACAGCCACUCCGAGAGCUACCACAGCGGCAGGAAUAGCCCCGUCAGCAGUGGCCGUGUGGGGCCACGGCCCCCCCAGGAUGGGGAGACGGUGCCCAGCCACUCGGAAGGCAGCGAUGGCAGUCGGCGGGCGCCAGACUUUGCCGAGGCUCGCCGGAGGAGCGCCAGCAGGGACAACCUGCGGCAGGCCAGCGCCGCCGAGAAGGAGGCAAAGCGCCGGUCCUACCCACUCAACGUGGCCAGCCAUAACGGCGGCUUCAAGGGCAGCAAAUACGACAUCAACCUGGCCAGCACCGACAGCGUGGCCGGGAUGAAGACCGGCCUCUGGAAGAGCGAAACCACCGUGUAAAGGUGGGGAAGGACCGGAUGGCCGCAGCACCGCAGCAUUUUCCUCUGGGAGCCGCGG
Messenger RNA from Haliaeetus leucocephalus (bald eagle), 3870 nucleotides. It is a transcript of the gene ADGRA2, whose product is annotated as G protein-coupled receptor 124. The transcript has 18 exons. Gene Ontology annotation, biological process: sprouting angiogenesis; positive regulation of canonical Wnt signaling pathway; cell surface receptor signaling pathway. The record is from RefSeq and is a predicted model, not a curated record. The coding region runs from base 1 to 3813 and encodes 1270 amino acids. Gene Ontology annotation, molecular function: G protein-coupled receptor activity; protein binding. NCBI's taxonomy places the organism in Eukaryota, Metazoa, Chordata, Aves, Accipitriformes, Accipitridae. Gene Ontology annotation, cellular component: Wnt signalosome; plasma membrane.